Tachyglossus aculeatus (Australian echidna) is the source of this 1380-nucleotide messenger RNA. Its product is annotated as keratin, type I cytoskeletal 27-like. The record is from RefSeq and is a predicted model, not a curated record. Lineage: Eukaryota; Metazoa; Chordata; Mammalia; Monotremata; Tachyglossidae. The coding region runs from base 1 to 1362 and encodes 453 amino acids. Gene Ontology annotation, biological process: intermediate filament organization; hair follicle morphogenesis. Gene Ontology annotation, molecular function: structural molecule activity. The transcript is spliced from 8 exons.
AUGUCGCUUCGCUUCACUUCCGCGUCCAGAAGGGUCGGCACUUGUGGCGGGGCGGGUUCUGUCAGGAUGUCCACCGGUGGCCCCGGCUUUGGGGCCGGGAAUGGCUGUGGGGUCCCUGGCAUCGGGAGCGGCUUCUCUUGCUCUUUCGGCCCAUCCGGAGGGAAUCUGGGAAGCGCUUCCUGCUCGGCCUUCAUCGGGAGCGAGGGCGGGCUCCUGUCCGGCAACGAGAAGGUGACCAUGCAGAACCUGAACGACCGCCUGGCCUCCUACCUGGACAACGUGCGGGCCCUGGAGGAGGCCAACGCCGACCUGGAGCAGAAGAUCAAGGGCUGGUAUGAGAAAUUUGGUCCCGGCUCUUGCCGGGGACUCGACCAUGACUACAGUAGGUAUUUCCCUAUCAUCGAAGACCUGAGGAAUCAGAUCAUUUCAGCAGCCACAAACAAUGCCAGUGUGGUGUUGCAAAAUGACAAUGCCAGAUUGACAGCUGAGGACUUCAGACUGAAGUUUGAAAACGAGCUGGCACUGCACCAGAGCGUGGAGGCGGACAUCAACGGCCUGCGGCGAGUCCUGGACGAGCUGACCCUGUGCAAGACGGACCUGGAGAUUCAGUUCGAGACCCUGAGCGAGGAGCUAACCUACCUCAAGAAGAACCACGAGGAAGAAAUGAAAGUCCUCCAGUGUGCGGCAGGUGGGAACGUGAAUGUGGAAAUGAACGCGGCCCCGGGGGUCGACCUGACCGUCCUGCUGAACAACAUGAGGGCCGAGUACGAAGACUUGGCCGAGCAGAACCGCCGGGACGCCGAGGCCUGGUUCAAUGAGAAGAGUGCAACGCUGCAGCAGCAGAUUUCGGAUGAUGCCGGGGCCACCACCUCGGCCAGGAACGAGCUCACAGAGAUGAAACGCAUCCUCCAGACCCUGGAGAUUGAGCUCCAGUCCCUUCUGGCCACGAAACAUUCGCUGGAAUGCUCCUUGACAGAAACGGAGGGCAAUUACUGCGUCCAGCUCUCCGAAAUCCAGGCUCAGGUCGGGGCCCUGGAGGAGCAGCUGCAACAGAUCAGAACGGAAACCGAGGGCCAGAAACUGGAGUACGAGCAGCUGCUGCACAUCAAGGUCUACCUCGAGAAAGAGAUCGAGACCUACUGUCGCCUGAUUGAUGGAGAGGAUGGGGCGUGUUUCAAAUCCAAAGGUUACGGAUCUAUAGUGCCUGCAAAUCAGCCCAAAGAUUCCUCCAAAACCACCAUGGUAAGAACUGCUGUUGAAGAGAUUGUUCCCCGUGGUAAAGUUCUGUCUACCAGAGUGCACUCAGCCGAGGAAAAGUCAACCAAAAUAAACAUCAAGAACGAGCCGAGAAUGCCUUCUUAAGGAUCCAACCCGAAAGAA